Branchiostoma belcheri (Belcher's lancelet) is the source of this 3182-nucleotide messenger RNA. RefSeq names its product WD repeat-containing protein 3-like. NCBI's taxonomy places the organism in Eukaryota, Metazoa, Chordata, Leptocardii, Amphioxiformes, Branchiostomatidae. The transcript has 29 exons. Gene Ontology annotation, cellular component: small-subunit processome; Pwp2p-containing subcomplex of 90S preribosome. Gene Ontology annotation, molecular function: protein binding; snoRNA binding. The record is from RefSeq and is a predicted model, not a curated record. Gene Ontology annotation, biological process: maturation of SSU-rRNA. Bases 184 to 3006 code for a protein of 940 amino acids.
CAGGUGUCACUGUAGUGAGUUUGCAGGUCAGAGGUCGCCGUACACACAUGUGCACGCACGUUGCUGUUUAUUCUCCAAAAUCAGCCAAUUCCGUCUGAUAUCCAGCCUUCACGGACCCGGGUUUAACCCCGAACUCACAGAGUUCCUGAGAGAGUGAGGGAGAGAGUGAGAGUGACUACCACCAUGCCGGUGACAAAGCAGUAUCUCCGCUAUGUUGCUGCCUCCAUGUGGGGCGUGGUCGCCAGUCCCAAGGCCCCCGUGGUGCUGCUCUGUCUGCGUGGUGUGAAGGGUCGUUAUGCAGCUGUGGCAGCUGUGGAGCAUGUCUUUGUCUGGGACCUGCGGACGGGCGAGAAGUUGUUGGUGUUGAGAGGAGAGAAACAUGAAGUGACGAGUCUGGCUGCCAGCCCAGAUAACCAGCACAUCGCUGUCGGGUACAGUGAUGGCACAGUGCAGGUGUUUCGCCUGGUGACAGGAGAAGUUGCAGUGGUUUUCAGCGGACACAAAUCGGCCGUGACGACGCUUAGAUACGACCACAACGGGAUGCGCCUCGCCUCAGGGUCAAAGGACACAGAUGUGAUUGUAUGGGAUGUGGUUAAUGAAUCUGGAUUGUACAGACUAAAGGGACACAAAGGAGUGAUCACCCACUGUCACUUCCUCAGGAACAGGAACUUUCUCCUCACAAGUUCCAAGGACACGUUUGUGAAGUGGUGGGACCUGGACACUCAGCACUGCUUCAAGACAAUGGUGGGACACAGGACGGAGGUGUGGAGUUUUGCUGUAACUACAGAUGAACGGAGGCUGAUUACAGGCAGUGGCGACAACGAGCUAAGGGUCUGGGAUAUCCAGUACAAGGAGCAGAAGCCAGAAGAGGAGGAGCCUCCUGUGAAGAAACCUUUUCUAGAGGAGGAAGAAGAUCAGGAAGAGGAGCAACAACAAGAUGUGGAAGAUAGACUAGUGAGCACCUCGCGGGUCGGCUCAUUGCUGAGGAAAGGGAGGGACAGGGUGGUAUCCAUGACCCUUGACCCUACCGGCUCCAUCCUGGCCUGCCAUGGCCCCGAUUCCCAGUUGGAGUUGUUCAGGGUCUGCACAGAAGAGGAAAUUCAGACCAGACUCAAGAAAAAACAAAAGAAACUCAGAAAAAAGCUCAAGACCCAGGCAGGUGACCCAGGUGAGGACGCCCCUCAGGUGUGUCAGAGUCUGGAAGACGAGAUCCAGCCGCUCUGCUGUCUCACCGCGGCUGGCAAGGUCAGGUCAUGUGACCUCCUGCUGGACAGCAACGGACAGCUCAAGGCCUUCCUUGUUCUCCAUGACAAUGCCAUGGAAACCAUCACCGUGCCGACCAAUGAGAAGCGUCCCGAGCCGAGCGUGAAAGCGAGGCUGCUGUUGCCGGGACACCGGAGUGACGUUCGGACGGCCGCCUUCAGCAGCGACAACAUCGCCAUGGUUACCGGCGCAACGGAGUCCGUCAAGAUCUGGAACAGGUCCACCCAGCAGUGCAUCCGAACCCUGACCUCUGGCUACGCUCUCUGUUCAACCUUUGCCCCUGGAGACCAACAGGUCAUCAUAGGGACAAAGGCAGGGAAGCUGGAAAUAUUUGACAUUGGUUCUGGCAGCCUGCUGCAGUCUGUGGAGGCUCACCAGGGGGCGCUGUGGUCCAUAGCCGUGUCGCCAGACAAGAGAGGCCUUGUGUCGGGAGGUGCAGACAAGCUGGUGAAGUUUUGGGAUUUUGAGCUCAUCAACGAUGAGAAGUUUUCCUCCACAAGUAAACGGCUGAGCGUCAGCCACGCCCGCUCGCUACAGUGUGACGAGGAUGUUCUAGGAGUCAAGUAUAGCCCGGAUCACAGGCUUCUGGCUGUGGCCCUCCUGGACAACACUGUCAAAGUCUUCUAUGCAGACACACUGAAGUUUUUCCUGUCACUUUAUGGCCACAAGCUGCCUGUUUUAGCCAUGGAUAUUUCCACGGAUGGAACCCUGCUGGUUACCGGCUCUGCAGACAGAAACAUCAAACUCUGGGGUCUGGACUUCGGCGACUGCCACAAGUCUAUAUUUGCUCAUGAUGACAGUAUCAUGUGUGUUCAGUUCCUGCCGAGGACUCACAUGUUCUUCAGUGCCGGGAAGGACGGGAGGGUCAAACAGUGGGACGCCGACAACUUCCAGCACAUCCUCACUCUGGAGGGUCACCAGGGGGAGGUCUGGUGCAUGGCCGUCAGCCCUAAUGGGGACUAUGUGGUGACAGGUUCCCACGACAAGUCGCUCCGUCUGUGGCAGCGGACCCAGGAGCCGCUGAUUCUGGAGGAGGAGAGAGAGAGCGAGAGAGAGAAGGAAGAGAAGGAGUUUGAGCAGACUCUAGCUGCGGGAGAGCUACCUGCUGUUGCCGGAGAGACAUCAGGGGAAGCCGGGAUGGCGGGAAAGAAGAGCAUAGAAACUGUCAAGGCUGCAGAGAAAGUUAUGGAAGCUGUGGAGAUUUAUAAGGAAGAGACGGGAAAAAUGGAGGAGCACAGAAGGGAGUGUGACGCUCUGGGGAAACAGGUGCCACCCCCACCCCCACACCCCAUGCUCCUGGCCUAUGGAAAUGCAACACCGCUGAGGUUUGUGUUGGAAGUUAUCAAGAAAGUCCGAUCGAGUGAACUUGAGGAGGCCCUGCUGGUCCUGCCCUUCUCGUAUGUCGUCGACCUUCUCCAACUGCUGAACAGCUUCCUGACGGAAGGGUGGGAGGUCGAGCUCACCUGCAGAUGCCUCUUCUUCUUACUCAGGAUCCACCAGGGUGCGGUGACGUCUAACCAGGUCCUGCUGCCCGUUCUGGACAACCUGAGAAAAAACACUCAGGACAGAGUCACGCAGAUCAGGGACACUGUUGGGUUUAACCUGGCCGGUCUCCAGUUUCUCCAGAGAGAUUUGGAGGCUCGUGAUGACGUCACGUUUUUUGCCGACGCCACAGAAAGAUUCCAGGAACGGAAGAGGAAGAAAAAGAGAAAGGAGCGAGCAGUUUUAGCCAUUAGAACAUAGACAAGUACAAGUAUCAGAUGCCCUAUGAGGCCAAAUGCAAAGCAAUGUUUUGUUUGCUUAUAAUGGAUCAAAGAAAACAGUACACACAGAAACAGGUCAUUGACAAAUACAAACAUUUAUUAAUAUUUGUACCUCUAUCAAUGAUAUAAAGCUUACUUCAACUUUUGCAAAGAAAA